Eremomyces bilateralis CBS 781.70 is the source of this 2350-nucleotide messenger RNA. RefSeq names its product MFS general substrate transporter. The coding region runs from base 191 to 1966 and encodes 591 amino acids. Gene Ontology annotation, molecular function: transmembrane transporter activity. Gene Ontology annotation, biological process: transmembrane transport. The record is from RefSeq and is a predicted model, not a curated record. Gene Ontology annotation, cellular component: membrane. NCBI's taxonomy places the organism in Eukaryota, Fungi, Ascomycota, Dothideomycetes, Eremomycetales, Eremomycetaceae. The transcript is spliced from 4 exons.
CCUGAAUUUCAGGCCAAGGCUCACUAAUUAAAAGAAAAUGUCCCAACGAUGGAUGAGCCGAGGAAACUGCUGUAGGGAGGAGGACGACUCGUUAUCCAAAAGGACAUGCUGCAGCACAUACAAUAAAAGAUAGCAUCUUUACCUCCUCUCGUUCUUCGAACCUCCCGAUACGAUUACGACAACAUCACAAAUGUCGGACUUCAGUCAAAAUCAAAGGGUCGCGCCGACCAAAGGCGCGACUACAACCAAAGAGCUCGAAUUCGUCGAGACCAUGUCGAAUAGUGCAGUCGACCAGCCUCAUGUACACGCCAAGAUGAACCCGAAACUCUUCGUCGCACUCCUCACAAUGUCGUUCCUCUGGAUUGGAUCUCAGAUUCCCCUUUAUCUGUUCGGCAGCGUGUUACCCCUGAUCUAUAGCGAUCUUGGCGGUGUCGAUCGCUACGUGUGGUUCAUCAUUGGGUACCUCAUUCCCUGUGCUGCACUCUGUCCUUUCGUCGGGGCUCUGUCCGAUAUCUUUGGCAGAAAGAUGGUGGCAAUUGUGGGACAGGUCCUGCUCAUUCUUGGGCCGGUCGUCACGUCCACCGCGAACACCAUGAACAUCGCGAUUGCGGGACAAGUCUUCUCCGGUCUAGGUGCCGGUCUGAACGAACUGAUCGCCCUUGCCGGAACCGCGGAUCUGGUCCCCGUUAACAAACGAGGCCAAUAUGUGGGAGCCGUGGUCUUGACCAUCCUACCCUUCUGCGCAUCGACACUCUACGCACAACUCAUCGCGAGAGAUAGCGACUGGCGCUAUGUUGGAAUUUUCGUCGGCGCCUGGAACUUCCUCGGCCUCGUACUCUGCAUCUUCAGCUACUCCGAUCCGCCCCGGAUCUCGACCGAGUACACUCGCAGUGACGUGAUGAAAAACGUCGACUACAUCGGAGGCAUUCUCAGCACCGUGGGUGUUGUGCUGUUCAUGAUGGGCAUGCAAUGGGGAGCCGAACAGUACGAAUGGCAAUCAGUGCAGGUCCUCGUCCCCUUCCUCCUGGGCGUUGUCAUCCUCGUCGCUUUUUUCGUCUACGAGUUCAAAUUCGCCAAGUACCCCAUGUGUCCGGCCGGGAUAUUUAGCAAAGACAGACGCACCAUGAUCUGCAUUCUUCUUAUCACCUUCCUGUCGGGAGCCAACUUCUUUGUCAUGCUCCUCUUCUACCCAACCCAAGUGUUCCACGUCUGGGGCCACGAGCCAGUCAGCAUCGGCUUGAGGACGUUGCCAAUGGGCUUCGGCAUCGUGAUCGGCGCCGCUAUUUCCCUCAUCCUCAUCCCCGUCACCAGAGGCAGAAUCAAACACCUCAUGAUCUUUUUCACCGCCAUGAUGACCGCUGGCACAGGAGCUAUGGCCGCCGCACGCACCGACAAUCUUCCUGCGGUCCUCGGCAUGGUCACUGUGGCAAGUCUGGGUGUUGGAGGCGUCAUCAUUCCAUGCUCCAUCAUCGCCCAGCUCAUCUGCCCACAUGACCUUCUCGGAACAAUUACAGCCAUCACUCUCUCGAUUCGCUACGUGGGUGGUGCGAUCGGGUAUACAGCAUACUACAACGUGUUCUACGACCACUUUACACCCGAUGCCACCCGGCUCGUGGCCAUCGGCACCAUUGUGCUCAAGGGCAUCGUCAACCUCGGCUCCAACCAAGAAAACCUCGGACUCAUCGAGGAGUUGACAACACUGGCGGCAAAGGCGCAGUUCGCUCAACUCCACGACGUGAUUGCGACGGAUUCACGAGUGAAUCACAAAGAUAUCGCAUUCGAUCUCAUCGUCGACGCCACAGAAGAAGCCAUGGCACUGGCGUAUCGGUGGCCGUACUGGAUGUCCAUUGCAUUCGGUGGUAUUUGUGUCAUUCUCGCAUUCUUUGUGCGAGAUAUCAGGGCGGUUUUGGAUGAAGAAAAGGAAAAGGUGCCGGUUGAGGAGAUCCACCACGGCGCACUUCGGUGAAAUCAACAGGGCCUAUUCAACAGGAAUCAUAGCUGGUGGGGAUAUCGAACGGAGAAUCAUGUCCGCUUCUAAGAUUUGCGAGGCUUUUCGGGGUCCUCUUCAUUCGAAUGUUCAUGUCUUCUAAUCUAUAAAGUAUAAGGGAGCCGUCUUGAACUGAUCGCCAUCACUAUUUGCCGUCCCGCCAGUCCCUUCCGAAUGGGCUCCUCUCUGGCGCGUUUCCUCUACAUCAUGCGCGUUCAUGUUAACUGUCAGGACAAGCCUCACACGGACGACUCGAAGACGGGUCGUCCAAGGGCUAUCCGUGUCCGACCCAGGAUACCGAUCAUCUUCCCUUUUGACCCUACCCGCAUCGUAUAUAGGAUAGGAGGCUCCGGCAUACCGGCC